CGCAACCUGCCUCCCGCCCUGCCCUGCCCUGCCCUGCCCCUGCUGCUCCGCUAUAAAGCAGCCGCUCGCCUGACAUCGUCCCCUCCCACCACAAGCCACCGCCACCGCCACCGAGAAGAGAAGACUUCACCACCAAGAAGCUAGCGCGCGCGCCAUGUCUGCCUCCAUCACCACUUCCUCUCUCCCUCUCGGUGCCGCCGCCGUCGGUCUCGGUCUCCAGGCCUUUGAGGCCGCCAUGGACGAGGCACGGGUCAAGCUCACCUGCGCCGCCGCCGUCGUCCUCCACGGCGACAAGCCGCUGGUGGACCAGGUGACCAUCACGCUCGCCGACGCGCGAGAGCUCCUCGCCACCAUGGCCAAAGGCCUCUGCCUCAACCUUACCGAAACCCUCGUUUUCAAGGAGCUCGCUCGCGUCGCCGUCGCGUUCGCCGGCCUGGAGUCCCAGUGCCAGGACAACUGCGCCAACGCCCACGGCCUCCUCGGGGCCAUGGAGGGGCUACGCCACGUCGCCAAGUUCUUCCUCGGCGUUGAGGCCGCCGCCGAGCUCCGCCCCACCCCAGCAAUGCCCGCCGACGCCGAGCCCCUCUCCACCCAGGAAGCCAAGGCGACCUUCCUCUGGGACCUCGCCAAAGAAUUCGCUGCGCUCGUCACCGACAUCAAGUGGAGGUACGCCGCGCGCGCUGUUCCCGCCGUCAACGAGUCUGGCGUCGACAAGCGCCGGUAUGUCUCGGUGGACGCCGACGAGGACCUUGUCAGCCACCUCACCGGUACCUGCGCAGACGCGCUGGCACUUCUGGGCCAGAUGGUCCACAAGGUCGCCGGCGGUGGCUUCCCCUUCACCGACGUCGCCUUCCAGGAGGUGGUCUCAAUUGGCAAGUCCUUCGUCAAGCUGCAAGUUGAGUGCGCCCACGGCUCUGUUACCUCCGACGCUGUGAUCGACGCGAUGCAAGCGCUCAAGAAGAUGGCAGUCGUCUUCGCAGGGACUGGGGUGGCGUCGGCGCUCCGGCCUGACAGCCCUUGGUCCAGCCAGGGCCUCAACGACGGUCAGAACAAGGUCGCGUACAUGUGGGAUUUGUCCGCCGCCUUCAGCGUGCUCUUCUAUGACGUUAAGUUCCGCUGUGUUGACCCCAAGUCCCUCAAGUAGUCCUUCAUUAUCGUAUCGAUUGUCUGUCUACAGAUUAUGCUGCAACUCCUACUGUUGAGUGCUGCUUAUUCGACACUUGUUUUCUGAAGCAUGCUAUAUAUGCUCCGUCAGACUAUAUCUAUCUAUCUAUCCCUAUUUAUGUGUU
This is a messenger RNA of Lolium perenne, 1289 nucleotides long. RefSeq lists its product as uncharacterized. Lineage: Eukaryota; Viridiplantae; Streptophyta; Magnoliopsida; Poales; Poaceae. The record is from RefSeq and is a predicted model, not a curated record.